Molecule: messenger RNA, 1746 nt
Organism: Magnolia sinica
Lineage: Eukaryota; Viridiplantae; Streptophyta; Magnoliopsida; Magnoliales; Magnoliaceae
Exons: 7
Coding region: 283-1053 (256 amino acids)
Biological process (GO): regulation of DNA-templated transcription
Cellular component (GO): nucleus
Molecular function (GO): protein heterodimerization activity
Source: RefSeq, a predicted model, not a curated record
UUUACUGGUCGAAGGUCCCGAGCAAGCAAAAAUCUCAGAAAGAAAAAUCCUCUAUUUUCUGUUGCAAUCGGCGCUCGAUCCGAACUGGGUUUCUUCAAUUGAUAGAAGAUAGAAAGGGAUUGGGAUUUUCGAUGGUCGGCAUCUGACGCCAUGAGGAAGAAACUCGAUACCCGUUUCCCAGCCGAAAAAGAAAAAGAAAGAAAAUCCAAUGCAAAUUGUGGACUGCAGUGAAUCUGGUUGCAUGUGGGCUCUUGGACAGGCCAGUCUCGAAUUAAAAAGAUCAUGCAAGCAGAUGAGGAUGUUGGGAAGAUCGCUCUGGCUGUGCCGCUUUUAGUAUCUAAAGCAUUGGAAUUGUUUCUGCAAGAUCUCUGUGAUCGGACAUAUGAUAUAACUCUCCAAAGAGGAGCAAAGACAAUGAGCUCUUUACAUUUGAAACAAUGUGUACAAAGCUAUAAUGUCUUUGACUUCCUGAGGGAGAUUGUCAGCAAAGUUCCCGACUUGGGAGGUUCUGAUGCUGCUGGUGAGGAUAGAUCCAUUACCAGGAGAAGGAAAGCUGUAGAUGACGAUGACAAUGACAGCGAUGAGGAAUCGAAAAGGAGCAGGACGCAUGAGAUGGGCCACAGCAGCAGCGGUAGAGGGCGGGGGAGGGGCCGAGGAAGAGGCCGUGGACGUCCUAGUCGAGCGGCUGAGAGAGAGAGUGCCCAAUAUGAAAAAUGCGAAGAUGAUCCAGACAUUUCUCCUCCACACAAUGACAAACAGAACCCUAAUCCUGGAAGGCCAGAUGAUGGCAUCGAAGACAAAGAAUCAAAGGAAAACAUAGCUAGUAGCAGCACCAAUGUGAUGGCACGGAACUUCGAUCUGAAUGUGGAGUUGAAUGAGAAUGAAGACGCCACGGCCGCAGCUAGGAAAGUCCCAGCGCCGGACGUCAAGCACGAGGAGUAUCCGGGCUGGUCACUCUCCGACAUGGACAAGAUGGCCAUUGACCCGAUUCAGCUUGCACAACUCAACAAACAGAUAGAAGAAGAAGAGGAAGAUUAUGACGAGGAAGGAUGAGACUGUAAACUAGAGGAACCAUCUGAUCCCCGGCCCAAGGAUAUGCAUGCUAUCCUCAAUAUUUCCUUUUGUACUAGUGGAGCCAGUGAUUAAACAUUUUCAGAUCUCUGAAGUGAUUAGCUUCAUCGUGGAUGGACUGUGCCCCUGAAAUCUCCAGGAUUGAAAAUCCUACCCAUUGAUUCCCUUCUGUAGUAAUCAAUGGGUAGGAUUAUCCCAACAAGGAUAUUUUUGGGCCGUGGUCCAUCGAGAGUCAGAUCUGCCGUACCCGAGGACUUGAAGAUUUUAUACAUGAUCACAGGGCGUGGAUCACAUGAUUCCUCAUGUAAAGUAUCCCUCACAGAGGUUGGUAACUCCAUUCUGAUACAUACAAUGCUAUUCACCAUUUUGAGACUACUGGUAGGAGCUUUUAGGGGAAAACACAAACACACAGAUAGCCUAAGGAGAUUAAAUGCUAGAAAUGGCUGGAAAAGCUUUCAGCCUUCCCAGUACUUGUAUUAUAUGCUGCUUCUACACCACUAACAAGAACAGUACUGCUACCUUUUAGUUUAAAGCAUUAGACAAAUCCUUCAUGUGCGUACCUGUCCGGUUGAUCAUUGAUGGAUGUGUAAUGAUGGCUGCCAUUGCCAUUGUAUCCCGCCACAAUAUGGGGAUUAUCUAUUGGUAUAUGGAUGCUUUAUGAGGGAUUGCUUGCCA